AUGGAAGAAGAACUACGAGCAACUGCCGCAAGUCUUGGGUUUCAAGUUGCAGCUGAAGAGGUCGACGAAUAUGUGGCUCUACUCGAACGCAUGGAAAAGUCUCUACAGACUGUUUCAGACAUGCCUGAUUAUCAGCCAACACCGGAUCAUGCAAUCUACCCACGAUCUGAUAUCCAUUUCCCAACCGCAGACUCGAAUCCACUGGCAGCGUGGGCGUGGAAAUUCAAUGCAACAAGCACAGCGCCGAAAUCUGAUCUUCUCAAAGGCAAGACAUUGUGUUUAAAGGACAAUAUAGCAGUCGCUGGCGUACCUUGUCUGCUAGGAACAGACACCUUUAAAAACUGGAUUCCGAACACCGAUGCAACGGUGGUAACCCGCAUUCUUGAUGCAGGUGGCAUCAUCACGGGCAAAGCAGUAUGUGAGAAUUUAUCUCGUGGCGCUGUCAGUGUUACUGCUGCGACGGGACCUGUCCAUAAUCCCUAUGCACAUGGAUACUCCGCAGGAGGAAGUAGUUCCGGAACUGCUGCACUUGUGGCCAGUGGUGCGACAGAUAUGGGAAUAGGAUGCGAUCAAGGUGGUAGCAUCCGAAUUCCUGCGAGUUUAUGUGGGCUUUACGGCUUCAAACCUACAGUCGGCUUGGUUCCUUACACUGGCAUAGCAAGUAAUGAUGCUUGUUUAGACUUUGUCGGCCCAAUGACAACAACUUGCCUGGACAAUGCGAUCCUUUUAGAAGCUAUUGCCGGUGUUGAUGGAUUGGAUGACCGGCAAUCAGCUGGUGCGCCAUUUUCUGGACAGGUACCGCAUUACGCACAAAUAUUAGAGGAGACCAAAGAGGACGGGAUCAAAGAAUUCAAAAUUGGCAUAUUAAAAGAAGGGUUGGAUUUGCCCGGCAUCAACCCUGAGGUUGAGAAAAAAUUUCAAGAUGCUAUGGAUGUGUUUCGUCAGCUUGGUGCAACUGUAGAAGAUAUUCAUGUUCCGAUCCACUUGCAGGCACGAACCAUAAUUGUGGUCUUGAGCAAAAUGGGGAAUCACAUGGGAAUGCUAGGCAAAGCCACGGGACGAAGACAAAUGAUGUUGACUGAUUUGUUCGAGAAGAAGAACUUGCCAUACACACCAGAAGCGCUCGAUAAGAUGAGCGUUAUGAUCAAAGAAGCCUUAAUAAGUGGUGAAUAUGCAUGGAAACACUAUUCUACCCUUUAUCCGAAAGUUGUCAACCUCAUGCGCAAACUCCGAGAUGAUUACGAUAAAGCCCUUGAGCAAUACGAUGUACUAGUAAUGCCCACAACCAUCACGGAGUCGAACAAGCUUCCCGCAACGGAUGCAUCCCCCCUUGAACAUAUAAACGCAUCCAAGGGGAAGCUAGAAAAUACGAGCCCAUUCAAUGCAUCGGGCCAUCCGGCUCUUGCAGUACCCAUAGGACUUGUUCCGAGCCGAGAGAAUCCGAGCAUAGAUUUGCCAACGAGCAUGCAAAUUGUGGGUCGGUAUUGGGAUGAGCUGACCAUAUUGAAAAUUGCUUAUGCAUGGGAACGAGAAAUUGGAAAUUGGAAGGAGUUUUGA
Molecule: messenger RNA, 1557 nt
Organism: Talaromyces amestolkiae
Lineage: Eukaryota; Fungi; Ascomycota; Eurotiomycetes; Eurotiales; Trichocomaceae
Exons: 3
Coding region: 1-1557 (518 amino acids)
Molecular function (GO): catalytic activity
Source: RefSeq, a predicted model, not a curated record